GGUAGACAGCAAUCAGACAGCCUAAAGAGUUCCCAUUCAAGCUGGGAACUUCGUGCACCAUGCUACCAUUUGUGCUGCUCACUCUCCUGCUGCUGACUGUUAGCCGAUGCCACCCUAUCCCUGGAGGGGACACAAUGCAGACGGGGGGAACAUGCUGGCUUCUACAAGGUUCAAGUUCAACCUGCAGCUUGAUGCUGUUAACAGCAGUAACAUGGGAUGAAUGUUGUGGAGAUGGACACCUAGACACUGCCUGGUCCAACUAUACUGACCCCAUGAACAAGAUAGACCUGCUGGGUUUCCUAGGACUGGUCAACUGCAAGCCCUGCAGAGACAGCUGUGAUGGGGUCCAGUGCCCCCCUGGAAAGACAUGUAUUCUGAAGGAUGGGCGUCCUCAGUGCGAAUGUGCCCCUGACUGUUCAGGACUCAAUGGUGAUGUUCCUGUAUGUGGCUCUGAUGGGAACACUUACCAGGAUGAAUGUGAACUUAUCACCCACAAAUGUCGUGGACAGCCAGACCUGGAGGUCAUGUACUAUGGAAAAUGCAAAAAAUCGUGCUCCAAUGUGGUCUGCCCAGGGACACAUUCUUGUGUUGUGGACCAGACAGGAAGUGCCCAUUGCGUCAUGUGCCGUACAUCCCCCUGCCCGAUGCUCGCGCUUGACUACAUGCUGUGUGGGAACAACAAUGUCACCUAUCCCUCUGCCUGUCAUCUUCGAAGAGCCACUUGCUUCUUAGGACGAUCUAUAGGGGUUCGUCACUCAGGCAGCUGUGCAGAGCACUCAAAAUUUUCCAUGGAUCUCGAUGAUGCAGUGAAGAACUAUGUGUGAAGUCAUCAUGAUUUAAUAGCCAUGUCAAAAUGAGCACACGGGCAUUCCAUGUGUAUAUUGUACAUAGCGUGAGGCAUAUUUAUUAACUGGAAUUGUUAUUUAUAUGUAUCAGACAGACUCCACUACCCAAGCACACUCAUAACAGAGUUCAAGAGCUAAACUCUUGAAAACUAUAAGAUGGUAUGAUAUUGUGUUGGAAAUGCUAUGUUUUAUUAAUCUGUUGCCACUAUGUAUUGGUGGACACAACCCAUGUUUAAAUAGCAUUUUGAAUGUGUACCUAGGGCAAAAGAUAACUUCCCUCCAUGUUUUCCAGGUUUGCAUGGAGGAGUGCAGAGAAUAUUAUCCCAUACCAAGCCAAAUAUGAUAUUGAGACCACUGCUUUACUGUCACCUGAAGACACAAAGGAAAGCUAAGGGACAUUGUGAAACAUAAAAAUGAGCUGUUAUCAUCAGUUAUAUUACAUAAGUUAGUGAAUGAAUCAAAAGAUUGCGAUCGCCUCCCCUCCCCAUAACAAAACACCAGAAUGAUGCCCACAUGACAUUUAUUUAGAAUACAUUGAUCGUUGUAAGACUAUUGUACCAUAUGACAUGAAAACAUUUGUUGCUGGCACAUCCCAUGCCAGCAUAUGACAGCCACAUCAAUGGGCUUUCUGUCAUUGUAUAAUCCCUAUCUCCUGUUCAGUUUUGGGUGUAACUUGCCUCCUAAAUGUAAAGGUCAGAGACCACAGUGCUAUUUUUUUCUAUUUUUCUAUCUCUUGUGUCCUUUCUCUUUUUUCUAUCCAUGACAAUAAAAGAUACAAAUGUAACACAUAUUCAUUGUUUCUUUAAUGGAAUUAAAUGCUGUUGGAUCUA
Molecule: messenger RNA, 1675 nt
Organism: Rana temporaria (common frog)
Lineage: Eukaryota; Metazoa; Chordata; Amphibia; Anura; Ranidae
Gene: FSTL3
Product: follistatin like 3
Exons: 5
Coding region: 60-824 (254 amino acids)
Biological process (GO): cell differentiation; negative regulation of activin receptor signaling pathway; multicellular organism development
Molecular function (GO): protein binding; activin binding
Source: RefSeq, a predicted model, not a curated record